Messenger RNA from Limanda limanda (common dab), 1219 nucleotides. RefSeq names its product zona pellucida sperm-binding protein 3-like. The record is from RefSeq and is a predicted model, not a curated record. NCBI's taxonomy places the organism in Eukaryota, Metazoa, Chordata, Actinopteri, Pleuronectiformes, Pleuronectidae. Gene Ontology annotation, cellular component: extracellular matrix. The coding region runs from base 2 to 1135 and encodes 377 amino acids. Gene Ontology annotation, molecular function: acrosin binding. The transcript is spliced from 8 exons. Gene Ontology annotation, biological process: egg coat formation; binding of sperm to zona pellucida; positive regulation of acrosome reaction.
CAUGGCCGUCCUGCUGCAGGUCACCGGGCUCCACCUCCACUUUCUGGCGGUCGCGCUGUCAGUGAGCGCCUCUUCUUUCGCCACGGGAACCCGGGACAGCGGCAGACUGGAGAUCCGCUGCGGAGAGGCGGAGGUGAGGGUCACCGUGCCGCGGCGGCUCCUGGAGGAGAGACGGGUCCCGUUCAGACGCGAGCACCUUCGACUCGGGGCGAAGCCGACGCGCGGCCCGGAGGCGGCGUGCGGACCGCGGGGCCUCAUGACCGGCGAGGCAGCGGUCAUCUCCGCGGGGCUGCGGGACUGUGGGGCCGGGGCCAGAGUUCAUGGUGAGUGGCUUGUGUAUUCCAACAAGCUCUUUCUAUUUCCUGCUAUGAUUUCGACCUCUUCGGGCAGUGUCAUAGUAAGAGCAGCAACAAUCAUCAUACCUGUUGAGUGCCAUUAUAACAGAAAGCAGACGGUGAGUGCAGACGCAUUAACCCCAACCUGGCAACCCAUGACAUCCACCAUCGGUGGAUUUGGCCUUCUGCACUUCUCCCUUCGUACCGUGGCAGAUGACUGCAACACUCUACGUAGUUCCUCAGUGUACCAGCAGGGGGAAGCAGUGUUUUUGGAGGCCCGUGUGGAGGCGCCGCUGCAUCCUCUACUCACUGUGUAUGUGGACUACUGUGUUGCUACUCUGAAGCCUGACCCUCUCUCCUCGCCAAGCUACAGGUUUAUCACCAAUUAUGGAUGUCUUGUCGACAGUGUAUUACCAGGGUCUUCAUCUAAAUUCCUCCUGCGGGAGGAAGAAAACCGGUUGUGCUUCAGUGUCCAAGCCUUACACUUCAAGCCGGAUUCUGGGGAACAGAUGUUCAUCAGCUGCCACCUGAGGGCCACUCCGAAACAAAACUCCCAGAGCCGCCUGAACAAAGCUUGCUUCUUCCACAGGCCCACAUUCAGGUGGCGUGCCACAGAGGGGGACCAGGCUCUGUGCGAAUGCUGUGACUCUGACGACUGCUCGAGACAGACUGGAGCGGGGAACAUUGGCUACACGACUCUACCCCAUAAAGAAACGACGCAUGAGGCGGACACAACAGUCGGGCCUCUUCACACCCGGCCACCCUCCCAUUGGACAGGGCAUCUGUCAGUCAGUCACUGAAGAGCAUUUUCACGACUUGACUAUUAGGUGGGUACAGGGACUGCAGAGAGCUGGGGAGUUGACCAAUAAAACAUUUAUCACGUA